Molecule: messenger RNA, 1449 nt
Organism: Naumovozyma castellii
Lineage: Eukaryota; Fungi; Ascomycota; Saccharomycetes; Saccharomycetales; Saccharomycetaceae
Product: cation diffusion facilitator family transporter
Exons: 1
Coding region: 1-1449 (482 amino acids)
Source: RefSeq, a predicted model, not a curated record
AUGUUAAAAUUAAGUUUAGGUCGCUCUACUCAUCACACAAAGAUUGGCUUGUUACGAUGCAACGUAUCCAUCAUCUCAAAUAAAGCACCACUACACUCAAAGAGAAUCAACAAAAUUCAAGAUACAAAGACUUCUAAGAAAUUUAAUGAAAGAGCAGUCACAGCAGCUAGGCUGGCGCAAGAAGCCAGCAUUAAAAGUUUUCAAAGUUCUCAACUAAAUAAUCAAAAAAUAUGUCCGAUUAUUCCUCUUCUACAAAAAACAUAUACACCAGAAUUUAUACGCUUACACGAGCAAUCUCAUCUUCAGUCACACUCGCAUUCGCAUUCACAUUCACAUGGUCAUACUCAUUCAAUGAAUAAUCCAUUACUGGUUGCGAGUGCUGAACAGAUCAGAAAGAAUGCAGGUGUGAGAGUUACUUGGUUUGGGCUUGCUGUUAAUGUUGGUAUUGCUAUUAGCAAAUUCAUUGGUGGUAUUGUAUUCCAUUCGCAAGCUUUAUUUGCAGAUGCUAUUCAUGCGCUAAGUGAUAUGGUCUGCGACUUCUUAACCUUAUUUUCUGUCAGAUUUGCUUCAUCUAAACCAUCUCCCGAUUAUCCAUAUGGGUUUGGGAAAGUUGAGACAAUUGGGUCUUUAACUGUAUCAAGUAUACUAACAAUGGCUGGAAUUUCAAUUGGAUGGUCGUCUCUUUGUGUGAUCGUUGGUCCUAUUGUUCCACAUGCCCUUUUAGAAAUAAUGGGAUCAUUCACAGGUCAUUCACAUGGUUCUGUGACAGAGGAAAUUACAAACGUCAAUGCGGCAUGGGUGGCAGCUGCAUCAGUUGCUGCAAAAGAAUGGAUCUUUAGAGCCACAAGAAAAGUUGCCAUUGAAACAAAUUCUAAUGUUUUAAUGGCUAAUGCAUGGCAUCAUCGUGUUGAUUCCUUAACUUCUUUGGUAGCCCUUGUAACAAUCACAUCUGGUUAUUUAUUUAAUAUACAAUCAUUAGAUGCAGUAGGGGGGUUAAUUGUAUCAGGCUUGGUUAUUAAAGCUGGUGUUGAAGGUAUGGUGACGGCGACAAAAGAAUUGACAGAUCAAGCUCUGGAGUAUGAUGAUCCACGUCAUACUGAUAUUGAAAUAGUCCUUAAGGAUGGACUGAAUACUUUUGCGUUAGAAUCCAACAGCAAAUAUCCAUGUAGACUGGCUGAUCUCACUGUAUUGCCCUCUGGGCCUAAUUUCCGUGUUCAUGCAAUUAUUCAAGUUCCUGAGCCAUCGACAGGCUUUAAUACAGGAAUAAAGGAUAUGGAAGUGAUAUCUUCUCAUUUACGCAGUUCGUUGUCAAAAAAUAUUUCUUCAGUCAAAAGGUUAAAUAUUGAGUACAUAUCAAAGGAUUCUGGUAAUAAAACUGAGGCAGGCCUGUCAAGCUCAACAGAAAAACAGACGAAGAACAUUCAUAUGAGCCAUUCGCACAAACAUUAG